This is a messenger RNA of Paramecium sonneborni, 903 nucleotides long. NCBI's taxonomy places the organism in Eukaryota, Ciliophora, Oligohymenophorea, Peniculida, Parameciidae. The record is from the annotation of a GenBank genome assembly.
AUGUUGGCAUCAGGAUGUGGAAAUAAUAUAUAAAUAUGGAAUUUUUAAGAUAGUUAAAUGAAUGAAUUUUGUUUAUUAUAAGGUCAUUCUGAUGUUGUAAGUUGUUUAAUAUUUAGUAAAAAUUGUGAUAGUUUGAUCUCCAGUAGUUAUGAUAAUUCAAUUAGACUCUGGUAAUUAACUUAAGAAUAAGAAUGGAAGAGUUCUCCAUAAUAUUAAAAACAUUCAGAUAGAAUUCUAUGUUUAAUAUUAGAUAAAGAUGAAAGAACAUUGAUUUCAGGAAGUAAUGAUUCAACAAUAAAGGUUUGGUCUGUUGAUUUUAAUGAUUUCAAAUUGCAUUAUAGUUAUUCUCUGAUAAAACAUAAAAAUAGAGUUUUUGGAUUGUCAUUGAAUGCAUCUGAAAAUUAUCUAGUUUCUUGUGGUGAAGAUUGUUAGAUAAUUGUAUGGGUUAAAACUUAAAAUGGUAUUUGGGAAUUUUAAUAGAUUGUUAAUUAAUCAAUUAACAAAUGGGGAACUAAAAUAGCCUUUAUUCAAGAAAACGAAUUCAUUUGGCUUCCAGGUGAAUAAACUGGAAAUGAUUGUAUUUGCUUUUUUGAAUUAAAGGAUGGUGUUUUUCAAGAAUAAUAAGAAAAAGUAUUAAAAUUAUAAGAGAAUAAUCAAGUGAUUGAUUACAGUUUGUUUCCUAUUAUGGUUGAUAAUAGAAAAAACAUUAUUUUGUUUAGACAUAAAUUACAUUUUUAUUUGCUAAGAAAAAGAGAUCAUGGAAAAUAUAAGAUUAUGGCAAAACUUUAAUUUUUGCAUAAUUCAACUUUUGGAGCCAUAUCAAACGAUUCAAAAUUUUUACUAAUUUGGGAGGAUAGUCUAAAUUAAUCUUCGUUAUAUAGUAUUGAGCAUUUUUAAAUUUGA